UAGGAAGCCCAUCUGGUUUAUAAACUCAGGGUUAGUGCGUCCUGCAGCCUGCACAGUGCAUGACCGCCCCCUCCAUAGAUUCAAAUGGCUUGCUGUCUGAAGGACGAGCUCUUGUGUUCCAUUUGUCUGAGCAUUUAUCAAGACCCAGUCAGUUUCGGCUGCGAGCACUACUUCUGUCGUAAGUGCAUCACUGAGCACUGGAGCAGACAGGAGCGUCACAGCACACGAGACUGCCCGGAGUGCAGGAGGACCUUCACGGAUCCCCUUUUGUCCCCGAGCCUCAAGCUCUCCAACAUCGUGGAGAGGUACGCCGCUUUCCCUCUGGACGCCAUCCUCAACGCCCAGAGGAACUCGUACCCAUGCAAGGACCAUGAAAAGGUCAAGCUCUUCUGCUUGAGUGACAAGAGCUUGGUGUGCUUCUUCUGUGAUGAGCCCGCCUUACACGAACAGCACCAAGUCACCAGCGUCGACGAGGCCUAUGAGGAAAUACAGAGGGAGAUGAAGGAGCAGCUGGUGACUCUACAGGACAGUGAGAAGGGUCAUACAGAGGCUUUGCAGCUACUGCAGAGGCAGCUCACCGAAACCAAGUCAUCAGCGAAGAGCCUUCGUGCCACAAUCGGCGAUGCGUUUGAGCGACUGCACCGUUUCCUGCGCGAGCGGCAGAAGAGCACGCUUGAGGAGCUGGAGGCGGAUACGGCACGCACGCUCUCUGACAUCGAGCACAAGAUCCAGCGCUACAGCCAGCAGCUCCGUGACGUCAAGGAAGGCAUCCAGAUCCUUCAGGAGCGACUCAGUGAGACCAGCCGGCACGAGUUCUUGGAAGGAAUAGCCCUGACGUCAGACAGGGAGCAAGUGAUUCGUGGAGGGUAUUGCUGGUGGAAGCUACCAAGAAUAAAGGGAAAGAUCCAUGAAACGAACCUCACCUACGAAGACUUUCCGACAUCCAAAUACAUGGGGCCCCUACAAUAUACAAUCUGGAAGUCCCUUUUUCUGGAUAUAUCACCAGUGCCUGCCGCUUUAACCAUGGACCCCAUCACUGCUCACCAGCGGCUCAUACUGUCGGACGACUGCACCAUCGUUGCAUACGGGAACCUGCACCCACAGCCGCUUCAGGAUUCGCCACGCCGCUUCGACGUCGAGGUGUCAGUGCUGGGUGCCGAGGGCUUCUCCGGGGGCGUCCACUAUUGGGAAGUGAUGGUGUCCGAGAAAACCCAGUGGAUGAUCGGUGUGGCCAAUGAGACGGUGAACCGCAAGGGCAGCAUUCAGAUCCAACCCAGCCGAGGCUUCUACUGCAUCGUCAUGCAUGACGGGAACCAAUACAGCGCUUGCACCGAGCCCUGGACGCGCCUCAACGUAAAGAGCAAGCUCGAGAAAGUGGGCGUCUACUUGGACUACCCCAAAGGUUUGCUGGUUUUCUACAACGCCGACGACAUGUCCUGGCUCUACACCUACCGAGAGAAGUUUCUAGCCAAACUUUUCCCAUACUUCAGCCCCGGUCAAAGUCACGCUAAUGGAAAAAAUGUGCAGCCCUUGCGAAUUAACACAGUGCGUUUAUAGAUACUGAGUCAGCAGAGAAGUUUUUGGGAUAAAAAGAAGAAACUGAAAAAACUAGGGUGUAUAAUAAAGUUUCUUUCUUUCAGCUUGCCUCCUUAGGGCACUCGGUGGGUAGCCGACAUUGUACUGAAUGAAGCGAUCUGACUGAUGGAUUGUGACGUAAGGCUCUGAACGCCUGGAGUUGGUAAAUAAAAUGGAGAGCCUUGCACUUUUCUGUGAGGUGCCUAUGGGCGUUUUGUACAUUCACUGUUGCUGGUCAUUUGUAAUCUUGCCGUGGCCGCCUUGCUUGCCCAAGAUUUCCCAGCUGCUCGUACACAAUACCCCGACUUAUGUUCCCUCAGCCCCUGCUGGGUCCAAACGCUCCUUUCAUGGCUCUAGUCUGGAAAAAAGAGCUUAUCUGUUGUGCAGACAGAAAUAAGAAAUGUGUUGCCUGUUUCGUUUUGUGCAAUUGGCUUUGGUGUGUUUGUGGAGUGUGUCCAGCGUCAGACUGAGGUAGUGCUGUACGAACUUAUUACUUUAUUUUUGUUCCUGUAACUGCAUGAACGGUGAGUGGAAUAUCGUGUUCCUCAGGUCAUGCUUAUGCUUGCGACAGUGAUGGUGUUUGACCCCCCAGCCAUGUUGGCGUGUUUCUGUAUGCGUGAACGACUGUGUAUGUUUUUAUUCCCUUUUAGUCGAGAUUUAGGGUUCGAAUGCCGCUAACGCAUCUGCUGCUAUCAUAAAAAAGGGACUUUGCGCAUUUGUACAUAUCGCAGGACAGCUUUACCUUUGCUCAGUGACAAGUGCGUCCCCUGCGCCUUCCUUUUCCCUUUAGCUUGCUAUUGCUUUUAUUUAUUCAUCUUGUGAUUUACUUUCUAGAACAUUCCAGAGUUUGCGGUCCCGGGACGUCUCAUUAGGAUGGCCGAAGUGUUAAAUUGGACGCUGGGUCAUCUGUCAGCUUUGUCACAUCAAAUCAGGUGAUAAUAGUGCGAGAUGGUUAAAGACAUUUCCAUUUCUGAGAAUCUGCAUCCGUUGCUCUUUAUAAAAGUGUUGAGUCUAAUGUAUGUCUAAAUGUAUUUUUCCUUACGAGUCAAUGGCUUUUUUAAAGGAUAUGUGUGUGUGUAUAUAUAUAUAUAUAC
This is a messenger RNA of Rhinichthys klamathensis goyatoka, 2669 nucleotides long. Its product is annotated as E3 ubiquitin-protein ligase TRIM62. The record is from RefSeq and is a predicted model, not a curated record. The coding region runs from base 85 to 1557 and encodes 490 amino acids. Gene Ontology annotation, molecular function: zinc ion binding; protein binding. Gene Ontology annotation, biological process: positive regulation of canonical NF-kappaB signal transduction; innate immune response. The transcript is spliced from 6 exons. Lineage: Eukaryota; Metazoa; Chordata; Actinopteri; Cypriniformes; Leuciscidae.